Messenger RNA from Carcharodon carcharias (great white shark), 3396 nucleotides. RefSeq names its product methyltransferase like 14 (gene mettl14). The record is from RefSeq and is a predicted model, not a curated record. Gene Ontology annotation, cellular component: RNA N6-methyladenosine methyltransferase complex; nucleus. Gene Ontology annotation, molecular function: mRNA binding. The transcript is spliced from 12 exons. The coding region runs from base 416 to 1513 and encodes 365 amino acids. Lineage: Eukaryota; Metazoa; Chordata; Chondrichthyes; Lamniformes; Lamnidae.
GUCAGAUUCGGAGUGGAGGGAGUGAGCCCGCGGCCUAGGAUGGACAGCCGUUUACAGGAGAUCAGAGAGCGUUCGAAACUGCGCCGGGAGCUGUUAGCCCAGCAGGUACUCGAUAAAACCUAGCUUUAGGACCUCAUCUGCCCUAUAUCUCCUUAUGUGGUUCUGUUUGAUGAUGCUCCUGUGAAGUGCUUUGUCUACUGUACUGAAGCUAGGAGCUGAAAGUGCAGACAACAUUGGGGCAGUCCUGAACAGCAAGGAAGAACAGAGGGAGAUUGCUGAAACCAGAGAAACCUGCAGGGCAACAUAUGACACAUCUGCACCAGCUGCCAAGCGUAAAUUUCCUGAAGAAGGGGAAGCUAGUGAAGAAGAAUUUGAAGAGUACAAAGAUGAAGUGGUGGAAGAAGAAGAAACAGAAAUGCAAUAUAAUGAGGAAAUCUAUAAGGAUUCCAGCACAUUCUUAAAGGGUACACAAAGCCUCAACCCACAUAAUGACUACUGCCAGCAUUUUGUGGACACAGGUCAUCGGCCCCAAAACUUUAUUCGUGAUGUUGGCCUGGCUGACAGAUUUGAAGAAUAUCCUAAACUCCGUGAACUGAUCAGACUGAAGGACGACCUAAUCUCCCAAACUAACACUCCCCCCAUGUAUUUACCAGCUGAUCUCGAGACAUUUGAUAUUAGAGACUUGAACUGCAAGUUUGAUGUUAUUUUGGUGGAGCCACCCUUGGAAGAAUACUACAGAGAAACUGGGGUAACAGCUGUUGAGAAGUGUUGGACGUGGGAUGAUAUCAUGAAGCUGGAAAUUGAAGAAAUUGCAGCUCCAAGAUCAUUUGUCUUUUUGUGGUGUGGCUCUGGGGAUGGUCUCGACCUUGGGAGAGUAUGCCUACGCAAGUGGGGGUUCAGGCGUUGUGAGGAUAUUUGCUGGAUCAAAACAAAUAAGAAUAAUCCGGGAAAAACCAAAACCCUGGACCCAAAGGCAGUCUUUCAGCGAACAAAGGAGCACUGCCUAAUGGGUAUCAAAGGAACAGUGCGUAGAAGUACAGAUGGUGAUUUUAUCCAUGCAAAUGUAGACAUUGAUCUUAUUAUUACAGAAGAGCCAGAGAUUGGGAACCUUGAAAAACCAGUGGAAAUAUUUCAUAUCAUUGAACACUUCUGUCUGGGACGAAGAAGGUUGCAUGUUUUUGGAAGGGAUAGCACAAUAAGACCAGGAUGGCUCACUGUGGGUCCUAGUCUUACAAAUAGUAACUUUAAUGCUGAAGUUUACAGCUCAUACUUUACUGGUACUAAUGUGCACCUGACUGGUUGUACGGAGGAGAUUGAGAGGCUUCGUCCCAAGUCUCCACCUCCAAAGUCGAAGUCUGAUAGAGGAGGUGGAGCUUCUAGAGGUGGCGGAAGAGGUGGGCUUUCAGCAGGACGUGGGGAGAGAGGAAGAGAAAGAAACAGAGGAAACUUCAGAGGAGAAAGAGGAGGAUUCCGAGGUCGAGGAGGUGCCCAUAGAGGAGGAUUUGCUCGGUGAUGACAGUUGUCUGUAGAAGUCUAAAGUAGAUUCAGUUGAAAUGACAAUGGGAAGCAGGAUUUCAGAAUCACUGUCUGAAAUAAUCGCUGCUUACUUUUCUACCUUUUUUGAUACAUCCUAUUUAACCAUGGAGUAUACUUCCAUAAGAACAAAAUGUACACAGGCAAUGUGUACACAAGAAAUAGUUGUGCAUUCUUGUCAUGAAAAACAUUUUGUAAUGAUCAAAGUACAGUGUGGUUGCCUUUAAAUCUGAUACCGUAAUUCAGGUUGUUUUCCAGUUCAAAACUCAUUGCAAAGUAUUUUAAAGCUGUAAUAUGUCAAUUCAAACUUGUAGUGUUUAAAAAGUUCAGAAGUUAAAUACAAUGUUUUGUUAGUUGUUUUGAAGCUAUUUGUAUUUUGCCCUUGUAUAUACUCUUGGUACAUUUAUUCUGCUGGAUCUUUUUAAUGACAUAAAUGUAGUGCAGAUUUCCCAGAAAAUGGAUGCUAAAUAAAAAGCAGCUCUCCAAGACCCACUCAAAGUGGAGAUCCUAAGGUCGGAUAACAAGCUGUCAACUUCAGUCUAAUCAUUGGAGCCAAGACCAUGUCCCUAUUCCACUAUGUGCUAUUAAAAUACACCAAGGUUAUUAUAACCCUUAGAGCCUGACAGCAAGCAAUAUAUAGGAAAAAUAUGAUCAGGUAAUAGCAGCUGUACACACCUUGUGUUUCAACUCUGACUAAAAUUUGAAUGCAUCCAUGCACAGUGAAAAUGAGUGCAUGAUACUAAGUCUGUGCCAUGCACUAUAAUGCUACCACUUUCAGAGCACCAGCUUAUAAGCAUACUUAAUGAGGGUUGAAGUUAGUUCUCACACAGCCCAUUAAAGAAAGAAACUAAAGCAGAAUGUUCUGCUUGUUUGAGGUGAUUGCUUCUGCAAUCUUGCAGCUUUUUCUAAAAUUCUGAAUCUUGCAUUUUCUACUACCAUUUCUUAAGAUUCACAGUAAUAUUUCAUCCAAAAUGAUCAAUAUACAACAUCUAGAAAGAAAUUGCAGGACAAGUAUACAUCUAGUAGUGACAAAUUGGGACACAACUGAUCAUUGUAGAGUGGAUGACAAUAAACAAAUUACUGGAAGAGAAAUUUCUAAGUGAGUAGCAAGAAGCCAUGGGACCAUAUAAAUUACUGAGCAAACGGCUUCAAAAGCUAUCAACUUCAAUUAACUUUACUUUCUAAGUAAAUCAUUCUGUCAGCCACAGAAGCAUGUACAUAUGUUAUGUUAAUGUCUUUUAGUAUAAGUUGAGCUUUUUUUUUUACAUACAUGUCUUAUUUUUUGUAUUUUUUUAACUAAAUGAGAAUGAAAAUUUUCAAGAACUGUGCCAGGUUAAAACUGAUUGCUCUGAUGCUCAAAUGCAUUUGAUGUCCUCAACUUUUGUGGAGAGACGUCACCAAGUCUGAAUGGAUUUCCCCUUAUACCCUAUCAGCAAGAAAAGCUGAUGGAUCAAGCUAUGUAGGCAACUUCUGACCUGUUAGCUAAGAAAAACAUGAUUAAAAUGAGUUUUGAUAUGCUUUGUUUGCAAGGGUGUUUUGUGUAUUGUGAAAUUGUUAGUUUGCCAUUUAAAUUGACGCUUUAAAUGUGAAUUUUGGCACUUGAAACAUUGUAUUUAAAUUCUUUAAGUACAGAGUGAAUUUAUGGUGUAUCAGUUUUAAAUGCAUGCUUUAAAUAUGCAGUUUGUGAUGAACUGUAAUUCCGUAUAAUCUAACCAGAUAAAAUUGUUUUACUACACCGAUAAGUUGCAGAUUAUUUUUUUAACAUGUUCAAGUUGAUUAACAGUUUUUCUUCAGUGCUGUUACAGGUGACAAAUACUUAGUGCAUGUUUUUAAAAACUGAAUAAAUUUUUUUCAAAAAAUUGA